Molecule: messenger RNA, 1721 nt
Organism: Neltuma alba
Lineage: Eukaryota; Viridiplantae; Streptophyta; Magnoliopsida; Fabales; Fabaceae
Product: DAR GTPase 3, chloroplastic
Exons: 9
Coding region: 82-1188 (368 amino acids)
Biological process (GO): mitochondrial translation
Cellular component (GO): mitochondrion
Molecular function (GO): GTP binding; GTPase activity
Source: RefSeq, a predicted model, not a curated record
UCUGCCGGGCGAGUAAGCAGCAAAGGAUAGAAGCUACCAGCCACAGCAGGAGCAAGAAACAAUCGACGGAGCAACAACGCGAUGACUGCUCAGCUAUCUGCCCCGUGGCUGUCCAGGGCUCCGACAGUGCCUGAGAGAUUUGUACCCAGUGGAGCCAGAAUAUGCCCAACAACUCUUACAACCUCAGCAACCCUCUCGUCUCAAUCUUCGACCAUCCAGAUAGUUGAAGUGAAAAAUCCUAGUUGGCAAGAAAGUGGAUAUGCCAAUUCAAACGCAUUCCAUGGCGACCAAGGGGAGAGCAUUUGGACUGAUCUUGACACUGAUCUUUAUUACUGGACAAAGGCAAUACGGCCAGUGCAGUGGUUCCCUGGUCAUAUUGCAAAAGCUGAAAAAGAACUUAAAGACCAACUCAAGUUGAUGGAUGUUGUGAUAGAAGUGCGGGAUGCACGAAUUCCUAUGUCCACAAGUCAUCCACAGAUGGAUUCAUGGCUUUGUAAUAAAAAGAGAAUUCUGGUUUUAAAUAGAGAAGACAUGAUAUCAACUGCAGACCGCAAUGCUUGGGCAGCAUAUUUUGCUAGGCAAGGCAUAAAGGUUGUUUUCUCCAAUGGAAAACUUGGAAUGGGCACAAUUAAGCUAGGCAGGUUAGCAAAGACAAUGGCAGCUGAUGUAAAUGUCAAACGUAGAACCAAAGGACUGCUCUCUCGACCGGUGCGAGCUGGAAUAGUUGGAUAUCCUAAUGUUGGAAAGUCAUCUCUAAUUAACCGUUUGUUAAAGCGAAAAAUGUGCGCAGCAGCUCCUAGACCAGGUGUCACUAGAGAAUUGAGGUGGGUACGUUUUGGGAAAGAUCUGGAGUUAUUGGACUCUCCUGGGAUACUUCCAAUGCGAAUCAGUGACCAGUCAGCAGCAAUAAAACUCGCCAUAUGUGAUGACAUUGGGGAGAGAUCCUAUGAUGUUGCUGAUGUUGCUGCAAUUCUUGUACAGAUGCUCACAAGGCUCCCUCCGGUUGGUACAGAUGCUCUUCAUAAACGGUACAGGAUUGACGUAGAUGCUCUCCCUGGUAAAAUGUUUGUAGAAAAGCUUGCACUUAAUUUAUUUAAUGGUGAUGUUCAUCAGGCAGCAUUCCGCAUUCUGGCAGAUUUUCGUAAAGGCAAGUUUGGUUGGACUGCACUGGAGAGACCACCAAGGUGAUUGGUGGGCGUUGUUUUCCUUCAAUUGAAAAACAAGAAUUUGUGAUGCCUGAGGCCUCUCGCGCCAGAACUCAUUCACUCACUGAGGUAUCAGCGAGUAUCGAAUGACAUGGUUGAACAUAAAGCUUGCGACUUUUUGUUGUAAAAAUGCAAUGGCCAUUGAAGUUGGAGAUUGGGGCUCAGAAAACAGAGGAUUUGGCAGCUACGGCUUCCUGCUAUACGAUGCAUUUGGUCUGGAUUUUACCAAGUCUCGGUUUUGUAAUUAUGUUUAUAUAGCCUCGUAAUCAUAGAAGGCAGGGAAGACCAAAACCACAACGGUACCAAAAAUAAAUUGUAUGAAAUCACUAAUGGUUUGUAUAUAACAAGUAAUCGAUUUCUGAAUGCUACAAUACAACUUUGAUUCUGUCUUGGACAAUGGAGUAUCUAUCAGACUAAAAUAGUCCUUGUGAUUUAGUUAUCACUAAACAGGGAUGUCAUGUAUAACUUAAGACAUGUUUGUGUCUCUUUUGAAUUAGUUUAAUAUAGGCAUCAUCC